AUGAUCGAACAGAGUGGAAGUAGAUCUUUAAAAAAAAAAAGAAAUGUAAAAUUAAGCCUUAAUAGUACUAGUUCUCCCCUUGUUUCUCAGCAAUCGCUAAAUGGAUCGCAAGAAGAUGGACUUACUCAAAGCUUGAACGAUCUAGAAAUCGGUUUAGAAUUCAGACUGGAUUUAAAAGCAGAAGAUUUGCUGCCAUUGAGAGAAGUUGGUGCAGGCAAUGGAGGCACGGUAACGCAAGUCAUGCACGUUACCACUAAGACUGUGAUGGCUAAGAAGAUUAUUCACAUUGAUGUUAACCCGGCCGUUCGCAAACAAAUUCAACGAGAACUCCAAGUUCUUCAUGAUUGUAAUUCAAGAUACAUUGUUUCAUUUUAUGGUGCAUUCCCGAGUGAUGCGGGUAUUUCGAUGUGUAUGGAGUUCAUGGAUGUUGGUUCACUUGAUAAUAUUUAUAAGAAAAAUGGGCCCAUCCCUCUGGAUAUAAUUGGCAAGAUUACAAUAGCGGUUUUAGAAGGUCUUAACUAUCUGUAUGAAAGUCAUCGAAUUAUUCACAGAGAUGUGAAACCAUCAAAUAUUCUUGUCAAUUCAAAAGGACAAAUCAAAAUAUGUGAUUUUGGAGUGUCUGGUCAGCUUAUUAAUUCAAUCGCAGAUACUUUUGUGGGAACGUCAAAUUACAUGUCUCCUGAACGUAUCCAAGGAGCCACAUACAGCGUACGAUCGGAUGUUUGGUCAGUCGGUAUUACUUUGAUGGAGUUGGCGAUGGGUCGGUUUCCAUUUCCUCCAGAUGGUAGUCAGCUUACUGUUUUGGAGCUUUUACAACACAUUGUACACGAACCAGCACCCAAAUUACCGCCAGGUCAAUUCCCUGAGGACUUUUCUGAUUUCAUUAAUCAGUGUUUGUUGAAAGAUGUAAAAAUUCGGCCAGCACCCAAUGAUCUAUUGAAAUAUCCAUAUGUUAAAGCUUCGGCUGAGGCCAAUGUAGAUGUUGAAGCUUGGGCGAAAA
Messenger RNA from Cetraspora pellucida, 1000 nucleotides. The record is from the annotation of a GenBank genome assembly. Lineage: Eukaryota; Fungi; Glomeromycota; Glomeromycetes; Diversisporales; Gigasporaceae.